UUCUCCAUUCACCCUCCUCCUUCCACAGUCUGAGCACACACAUAUACAACCACCCGCAGUUAGUUUGACUGCCAUCGGCUUGGUGCACCACGGUUCCGUUUCUUUUUCCUAGUGUAAAACAGCUGUAAAUGACAGUGCGGCACUGCAUUGGAGGCUCUGACUUAAAAGGGUUCAUACAUUUACACCUGGAUACGGUUGCUCUCAGGACGACAGGGUGGAGACAUCAGGACUGAGUCAGGUAGUUAGCCAGUUUAGCUAACUAGCUAACGAUAGCUAGUAUAUUUGGAGUAGUCGAGAAAUGGCUAGCUAGCUAUAUUUUCUUUAGCUGGCUAGCUACAGUAGCUACGUAUCCAACUGCCCAGCUGUUUACGCAGCUAACUAGUAGCUGGGUGAAAUUGGUUGCACAUCAUUAGCAAGCUGCUUAGAUUGAUGCAUCGCUAUUAGCUAGCUAACUAUGAUUGCAUAGACAAAAGAAUCGAGAUACAAUAACGGGUUUGCAUUGCCAAGUAGUGGAAAGGCACAUUUUUUCAUGCACGCUUCCAAAUCUACCUAGUUAACGUUAGUAACCUUAACGUUACCAACUAGCUAUCUAACGUUAGCUAGUUUACAGGUACAUUAUUUUACAUUAUUGAUUUGAUUAAUUUCAUUUUUACCUUUAUUUAACUAGGCAAGUCAGUUAAGAACAAAUUCUUAUUUUCAAUGACGGCCUAGGAACAGUGGGUUAACUGCCUUGUUCAAGAACAGAACGACAGAUUUGUACCUUGUCAGCUCGGGGAUUCGAUCUUGCAACCUUUCGGUUACAACGCUCCAACCACUAGGCUGCCAGCCGCUAGCUAUUUAGCUAGCUAUGUAGUUUUUUGCACAACAUUAAAUCACCCACAUAAAAUCGUGUAUUUACGAUAGCUUAGCAAGCUAGUAACUGGCAGUGCGUUGUCACUGUGGCCGUUUAAUUUGUGCACAGAUUGUCGUUUUAAUCAAUACCUCUUCACUGAUGUCAAAACAAUGUCUCAUUUUAAGACGUAUAGGCACCUAUAGGGUCGACCUCUACUGUUUCAAGUGGAUUCGGACUUGACACAAGCCUGUCCUGUUCUGAGAGGGGAGAGAAGCAGGUGACAUGACUGGAGCUGGGGCUGAGGAUGACAUCCCAUUGGGUGAAAGGAAGACGGUCACAGACUUCUGCUACCUGCUGGACAAGUCCAAACAACUCUUCAAUGGUCUAAGAGAUCUUCCUCAGUACGGACACAAGCAGUGGCAGUCCUACUUCGGCCGCACCUUUGACGUCUACACCAAGCUGUGGAAGUUUCAGCAGCAGCACAGGCAGGUCCUGGACAAUCGGUAUGGCCUGAAGAGAUGGCAGAUAGGGGAGGUGGCGUCCAAAAUAGGCCAGCUGUACUACCACUACUAUCUUCGUACCUCAGAAACAAGUUACCUGAAUGAGGCCUUCUCAUUCUACUCGGCCAUCCGUCAGCGGUCCUACUACUAUCAGGUCAACAAAGAGGAUAGGCCUGAGUUGGUAGUGAAGAAGCUUCGGUAUUAUGCCCGCUACAUAGUCGUCUGUUUACUUCUGAACAAGAUGGACCUAGUGAAGGUGCUGGUCAAGGAGCUGUCAGAGGAAAUCGAGGACUAUACCCAGCGAUUCAACACAGAAGAUCAGUUAGAAUGGAAUCUGGUCUUACAAGAGGUGGCAGCUUUUGUGGAGGCAGACCCAGUGGUGGUGCUGAACGAUGAAAAUACUGUGGUCUUCACAUCCAAUCGGCUACAGGAGGGGGGCGUGCCUCAGUUGGAACAGGGAAUGGUAGUUGGCCAGCUCACCCUGGCAGAUGCACUAAUCAUUGGAAACUGCAACAACCAGGUAAAAUUCAGUGAGCUAACCAUCGAUAUGUUCCGCAUACUCCAAGCUUUGGAGCGGGAACCAGUCAACCUGGCUACUACAACUUCUAAACCUGGAACAUUGGCCCUUACCCCAUGUCUUCCUUCACAGGAACCCAGCGAGAAGCCAGCCAAGAGAGAGAACCCUCACAAGUACCUGCUGUACAAGCCAACGUUCAGCCAGCUCUACACCUUCUUGUCUGCCUCCUUUAAGGAGUUGCCAGCGAACAGUGUGCUGCUCGUCUAUCUUUCAGCUACUGGAGUCUUCCCUACCGGACGCUUGGAUUAUGAGGGACCAUAUGACUUUGGAGGAGUUCUCACCAACACAAACCGUGAUGUGGUGAAUGGGGAGACUGUACAGAAAAGGAACCAAGCCCAAAAAGAGAUGCACUGCCUUCACCCUGGGGACUUGUUCCCUUUCACCCGGAAGCCUCUUUUUGUCAUUGUGGACUCUUCCAACAGCACAGCCUAUAAGAAUUUCACCAAUCUCUUUGGUCAGCCGCUGGUGUGCCUGCUAUCUCCCACAGUCUAUCCAAAGAGCAUGCAAGACCAGUCUCAGCGCGGCAGCCUCUUCACACUCUUCCUGUACUGCCCCCUUCUGGCCUUCCUGUCAGUGUGUGGCCUGAGCAGCCUGCGCCAAGGAUUGUGGGAGAAGGCUGAGGAGUUUCUACACAAGGUGUACCGUGACAUCGGCCAGAUGAUCACACGCUCACAAGCUAUAGACCAAGCCUUUCUACAGUUCUACGGUGAUGAGUUCCUCCGAUUGUUACUGAUCCGCUUUGUGUUUUGCUCGGCUACACUGAGACUGCACAAGCUCUUCCGGGAGUCCAGGAGCUUCCCGGAAUCGUACCCUCAGCUACCCAAACAGGACACGGUGGAGAGCAGCCUCCUGCAGAAGCACGUUCUGGAGCUGGCCGCCAUGUUGGAUGUGCGGAGCCUCUUUUGGGACGGAACGCUGGACGUGAACUACUAACCUUCAGCUGCCCAGCUAGUCACCACAACUAUACAAACACAGACCAACCACAGACACGCAGAUCACCGCUAUACACAUUCGCACAAGAGUCCUCAUCUUUCAGAGGUAAUUAAGUUACUGGUUGAACACACUGCAAUAGUGUCCGUUUCUUUUUAACCCAAGAUCCCCUUAUUUCCCCUACCUUAUCUACUUUACCCUAUCGGCUAUACUUAUUUUGAGUACAUUCAUACAGCUACUUGUGGAAGUCAACUAUGUACAAUGCAAACAUGAACAAGUUACCUAGCUACUUAUAUCCACAUGAGAUGAGCAUGUACUACCGUGUUGUUACUCAAAAAAAAGCACUCAAAUGAACACAUGGUGCAGCUAUUUUAGUCUGAGGGUGACAGGAGGACACAUGAAGCUAUCGAGGGCUUUAUAACACUUAAAAAGACAGAAAAUAAAUUAACAUAGUUUUACGACAGCACUGCCUGCAGUGGGUUCUAGAUGGAUGCUUCCAGCUAUCUGAACUACAAAUGAACUUCAAUGCAAGCUGUAGGGAAGUCUCCUCUUCUGUGCAUGGGUAGAUGUGUUGGCCAAGUUUACUGGAUGUAGGGUUUAGAGUGAGACUAACCUCCAUAUUUGUUUACCCAACUAGAUCUGCUGGUUUUAACACAUCUAAUUCUAAUGUAAUUGCCUGGAAGUUGCUUUUUUUGUUUCGUUUCAGUAGUCUGUUCUGUAAAACUGAGGCCUGGAUGGGUAAAGUAACAGAGUGCCUAUGCAGACCCUCAUGAACAGUUUAGCCCUGUUCAGAAACAACCACUUGCCCCUACCCUCUAGGCACCAGCUCUGACCUGUUUAGGUACCAGCUCCUAACAUCUAGGUACUAACAUACGGUGGCGAUGUCAGCGGCUCUGAAUGAUCUGCAAACAUAUCCGCUCAUUUAGUGCAGUGACUGAGCAAGCAGGAGGUCGCUAAUCUAUUUUCACUGUCUAUUACUCCUUGUAUCAGAGCAAGUUUUCGGACUGGGUUUACUGCGGGUAUAUGUUUAAGCACCCCGCAGGUACACAGCUGCCCAGCUCCUCACAGGCCAAUCAAAAUAGAUAAAUAGACACAUCUCUCCCAAUCUUCUGCUUUUCAAAGAUAUCACUUGAGGAACCAGGGUAACACUCCUUCUGGGGUGGAUCUUUUAAAAGAUUUAGCUUUGACCUUGAUUGGCAGCAUAUCAUUGGCUGCAUAUCUUUUGAGACAUUGUAGGGAUGGAAAAGGCCUCUCUAUGCUGUAGCCUAUAUGUUUUGGGGGUUGCAUCCCAUGGCAAUUAUAGUCUUACGUAUUCUCUCCUUAACCGGCUUUCUCCUGACCAGUUCUUUCAGACCAGUGGGGAUUAAGGAAAUUAGGUAAAGGGGGUAGAUUCUGAGAUUCACCCCUCCUGAUUCAAAAACCUAUGGUUUCUGGAAAAUGUAGGACUUUGAGAGGCCCUGUGUCAUUCAUUAUAACUAAGCCCCCAUUCCUCUGUUUUAGGCAUGAUGGUUUACUGGAGAGAGUUCAUGCUGCUGUUUCUCUUUCUUUGCAUGUCUGAUCAGUAUUCUUGUCCAGAGUUUACUCUGUCGAGUUCAUGUUAGUCUGUUUGCAGGUCAGUUCCAGCGUUAGCCGUCUAGCAAGUGCCCUGCAUGGCAGCAAGCGUCAUCUAAUUUCCUUAUAUAGAUGGGGGCUUGAAGCAAUGGAACCGGGUAGUGCUGAAACUGACUCCUGGCAACCAGUUUUAAGUACGUGUGUGUGGUGAUGAACAAAAAUAGCCAAAUUAUUUUGUUUUUUGUAUUUACUGAGAGGAAAAAAUGAAUUUCAAAAGUAAGAAAUCACCAUUUUAAAUGUAUAUUUAUGUUUAAUUGAAAAUAACAGUAUGUGAUACAGAGAGAUGUUUGGUCUUUAGUACGUAUGUCGAAUUGUUAAUUGUAGAAGCUGUGAAAAAUAUAUGCAGUUGGCACAGCAAUUUUAAUGAAUGAACUGCACAUUGUUCCCCCCAUCAGUUGUUUUGGUCAAAUUCAGCCAGCAUACAUUCCAAGGACAUGGAGAGAGUCGGGGAAACUGACACGGUUCUCCCCAUAGAAACAAACAAAAGUGGACCAUUUCAACAUGGGAAAUACUUCUCCCCAUGGCAAUUAUAAUAAUAUUUUGUUUAUUUGUUAAUAAUGAUGAUAAAAACAAUAGUAGCCUUGCACUUUACUGUAUUGAAUUAUGACCUAAUCUUAUUUGUCGUGCUGUCGGUAAAAAGGCAUGUCAGAGACCGUCCAAUCCAUUAUUCCCUAUGCCACCCUACGAUCAUUGUAAUACACAUUUAGAUAUUUGAUGUUUUUGUCAAUUACAAUGGACAAGAACACUGUCCAUAUUUUUUGUAAAAACCUUAAUUGUUGUGAUAUAUGAUGUUAUCUGUGUUAAUUCAUUAGAGCAUGUAUGUCUGUCCAUGUUUGGGAUGGCAGCACAGGGCAUGAUCAUCCAGAUCACACAAGACUAGCAUCCUAGCUCACUGGGAAGCACAAGUUAGUGCAACGAGCUACACUACCGUAGCUCAUCUUCUCUUCACUUAGGGGACCCACUUUCAUAGAAAUGUACAUCUACAAAGCCUCUGUGGACUGUUUCAUUCAAACUGCCUUUUGGUUUUAUCCAUUUUUUUUUUUAUUCAAGCACAUCAUGGACCGCGGCAUCAGUCCAAUUUUUAAUUGCCACCAUUUUUAUGGACCACUCCAAUUUCCAUAAGAGUUAUCACUGCCAAAACAAGUUGACGGAUGAGCUUUCAGGGGAAGGCCAUGAAGAAUUACUGUCCAGUUGAGCAUAUCACCCAUGUUUUCUUGGACUAUCCUUGAUUAAUGAAUUUACAAACAUGAUGAAGUCCUCAAGGGAAGAGGAAAAGACGGAGCACCCAUACUUAACUAAACCUGAUUCAAAAAGGUUGCAAGUUGACGCAUUGUGACCGUGUCAUAUCAUACACUGUGAAUUGUAUGCAGUAAAACCAUUUUGGGACAUGUUUUCCUGCUUUGUCUUUGGGCCUUUGUUUACAGCCCGUUGUAAUCUCGUGGUGACUUUACUCUCCUCCAUGUAGUGUGUUAUUGUGCAUUGUAGUUAGGAGCAAGAGGGGAACAAAAAGCACUCAUAUUCUUAUAGAAAAGUGUCAAAGCUUCCUGUGCAAACUGAAGUGAAGCUGCCCCUUUACCGUGUAUCCCCAUCCCAAAAUAGGUCUUACUAGUGAGGAUAGUACAGUAUAUGUAAAGUACAUAUGAUAUUUAUGCAUAAUGACAAAGCCCUAGACACCAUUUAUUUAUGUUAUAAUACCGGUAAACUUGUAAAUUGUGACAGGAUGUGACUGACCUCUUUCCCCUGUUGGCAUGUAGUUGAACCCCCAAAUAGGGUGAAAUGUUGAGAAACAAAGGAAUGUCCAUUCUAUAAAUUACGUAUCUAUUAUUUGAAAGUCAUGUCAAUUCUGUGCAAUACAUUUCUAUCUGCAAUGCUUUGAACGUUUCGCACCAUUUGGAUAAGCCCUAGAUGAGUAACACAAUGAUAUGGAACAAAAGUAUAUUUAAGUAUGAACAUUAAUUUCUUGGGCCUAAAUCUAAAAUGUUACUUUGAGAGUAAGGGUGUUCUUUCUACCGGUUCCUACUGUUGUGGGAGGGAACGAUUUCAAAGUGAUAUAUUGGUCGGAAUACUCUUUCUUUAUAAGUUAAGGGUUUCUAGAGAUGCUAGUUAAACAUUAUUUGGCAUUCUUUGUUUAUAUCCUUUAAACGGUUCUGUCCCAUUUGUUGCCAAUUAUAUUUGAUGUUAUUAAGUAUGAAGGAAAAAUAAGUUGACUAAAAUACCAAAACAUGCAAGCUUUUUUGAAUGCUUUAAGAAAAUUAAAAGUUUGACUGUUUUGUUUUAA
Messenger RNA from Salvelinus fontinalis (brook trout), 6728 nucleotides. It is a transcript of the gene scai, whose product is annotated as suppressor of cancer cell invasion. NCBI's taxonomy places the organism in Eukaryota, Metazoa, Chordata, Actinopteri, Salmoniformes, Salmonidae. The transcript has 17 exons. Gene Ontology annotation, cellular component: nucleus. Bases 1115 to 2842 code for a protein of 575 amino acids. Gene Ontology annotation, molecular function: transcription corepressor activity. Gene Ontology annotation, biological process: DNA-templated transcription. The record is from RefSeq and is a predicted model, not a curated record.